Kluyveromyces lactis is the source of this 633-nucleotide messenger RNA. It is a transcript of the gene YTH1, whose product is annotated as cleavage polyadenylation factor RNA-binding subunit YTH1. The record is from RefSeq and is a predicted model, not a curated record. The transcript has a single exon. The coding region runs from base 1 to 633 and encodes 210 amino acids. Gene Ontology annotation, molecular function: metal ion binding; RNA binding. NCBI's taxonomy places the organism in Eukaryota, Fungi, Ascomycota, Saccharomycetes, Saccharomycetales, Saccharomycetaceae.
AUGAGUAUAGUUCAUCCAGAUACCUCGAAGUACGAGUUUAAUUUCGAGCCAUUUCUACGGAAAGAAUAUUCGUUCUCGUUAGAUCCAGAUAGACCGGUAUGCCAAUACUAUAAUUCAAGAGAGGGGAUAAAAUCCUGUCCCAACGGAGCACGCUGUCCAAACAAGCAUGUGCUACCGAUAUUUCAGAACAAGAUUGUUUGUAAGCACUGGCUCCGAGGUCUCUGCAAGAAGAACGAUCAAUGUGAAUAUUUACACGAGUAUAACCUAAGAAAGAUGCCCGAGUGUGUAUUCUUCACCAAGAACGGGUACUGUACACAAUCACCGGAGUGUCAAUACUUGCACGUAGAUCACAAGAGUCAGUUAGAAGAAUGUGAGGAUUAUAAUAUGGGGUUCUGUCCAUCGGGACCUGCAUGCACGAAGAAACAUGUCAAAAAGGUACUUUGCCCCAGAUACUUGGUAGGGUUUUGUCCACUGGGUAAAGAUUGCGACUGGUCGCAUCCCAAAUUCAAAGUACCUUCAGAACACAGCAAACUGCGCAUCAAGAAAGACGAGCAUAUUAAUACAAGAAAGAUGGAUGAGGAAAGGGAAAGACGCUUGAAUGCCAUUAUCAACGGUGACAUCCUAGUCACGUGA